This is a messenger RNA of Astyanax mexicanus (Mexican tetra), 7846 nucleotides long. Its product is annotated as zinc finger protein 518A. Lineage: Eukaryota; Metazoa; Chordata; Actinopteri; Characiformes; Acestrorhamphidae. Gene Ontology annotation, molecular function: RNA polymerase II transcription regulatory region sequence-specific DNA binding; DNA-binding transcription factor activity, RNA polymerase II-specific. The coding region runs from base 306 to 4775 and encodes 1489 amino acids. The transcript is spliced from 2 exons. Gene Ontology annotation, biological process: regulation of transcription by RNA polymerase II. The record is from RefSeq and is a predicted model, not a curated record. Gene Ontology annotation, cellular component: nucleus.
CAGCGCUAAAGCUGCAGCACGGGUGUACUGGGGGCUGCUUAGAGCCCCAGUUACAGUCAGGGGUGAAUUAAACUACAAACGAGGCUUGUUUGUGGGGGGACAGCGUGUUUAAAGUGGGAGUUUGAGGAGGAGAAGGAGAGGGUGAUGAGAGUUUCAGGUAGCUAUGGGAUCCAUAUUCAUCCGCUCUGAGUUCCUGCUUCUCUCACACACGCAGCAGAGGAGCCCAAAGUUACCCGGAUGGAACUGUCAUGGCCGCCGUCACUGACCUGCCAGUGUGAGGAGAAAAGAAAGUUACUUGAUAGAACAUGGAGGCCACUUCAGAUGACCCACCAGAAAGCUAUGACCGCAGCAGGGAUGUUGAUGAAGAUGUCACCAUUGUCCACACAUGGCCUCCUUCAACAGAACUUGCAAAUCAGACAUCAGAGACAGCAUAUAAUGAAGACAGUGACCAAGAUGAGACAGAGUCUGAGGAGACAGGUGCUGAUGAUUCUCAGACAGAAGGCAAAGCCGCUGAGAAAUCACCAUGUAAGAUGCAACAGGGUGCAAUUUUCUCUGGGAAAAUCCUGAGUUUUUGCUGCUCUGAAUGUAAAGGUGAUACCACUUAUAGCCCCAAUGACUUGCUGAAACAUUUUCAAGUAGCUCACAGGGGAACGCUCCCAACAUAUCCCUGUGAUCUGUGCACCUUUGUCACCAACGAGUUCUCUUCUCUCCAGCGGCAUCGCAUUGGACAUCGUGACACUUUGGUCACUUGUGAGAUUUGCAACGAUGGAGUACAAUACUCUCUACUUUUACUCACCAGGCAUUUUAUUAUGUGCCAUAGCUGUAAUGGACUGUUUCGCUGCAAAAAGUGUGACUUUUCCACCAGAGAUGCAGGCACCUUUGUUCAACACAUCCAUCAUCAUAACGAAAGUGGCACCAAAUGCGAAAGGUGUCCACCCCUGAGUCCGACACAAGGGAAGGCUCAGUCUGGGACUUUCCCUUUCACUUGUCAGUUUUGUGGCUAUGGUGCUGCACGGAAGGAGUAUCUAAAUAAGCAUCUGUCUAUGGCCCACAGAGAUGAAAUGGAUAAAACAAACAGGAGGAAGUCAGUGGAGGACAACGCUGGAGUUAACUCCUCUGGACUGAAGCUGCUGCUCAAAAAAAAUGCUGCUGCUGCUGGAGGAUCCAGGGAAUCCCAGUGGAUGUCGAAGCUGAAUGCUCUAUCUGGUGUAGGUCUGCUUGACCACAAUGGGAGAUUGUUAAAUCCAGAGAAGACACUAGAGGAAACCCAGCAGUUUCUUGAGAGAGCUGUCGGCGUGAAAAAAGAGAGUAAUAUGUGGACUAAAAGUCCACUUAAGAGUGAACCACAAUGUUCUUACCCUGUUACACCAACUACUGCACAGCCAAAGAUACAAGAGAACGAACUCAGUUCAGGAUCUGGGCUUGUAAAUCCAAGCAACAAUAAUGGACUGACUGUUCUUAUGGUCAAAAACAAAAUCUCCAUCCCUCCUAACUGUACCACAAAAGUCAUGGGCUUUAAGAUGGUUGAUGGUAAGAAGCAUUUGGUUUUAAAAGUCAUACCAACCUCUACCAAAAAUGAGGUGUUGCUUGCUGAUGCCCCUGAGGAUGAUAAAAAGACACUUAACUCUGGGAAAAAGACAGAUUUCACUGCUUCAAUAAAACUAGAGGCAAAUGACAUUGAAAGGGACACUGGGGACCAGUCACUUUUAUUGCAUGAACAUGAAGCAAACAGUAUAGCUGCAGAUCAGGUUGGUGAUGAAGUUCUUGAAACGUCUAUCCAGUUGCCAACCCCUCGAUCAGACUCACAUUUUCGAGACUCAGUUUCCACUAUGACCAAAGAGGCUUUAUGUUCCACAAACCAGAACAGUAGUCCAGAUAGGACGUCACAGCAUUACAAUCAUGAGCUUCCUGUUUCCAAUCUAUCUGUUGAUGAGUCUCAAUCAACAAAUUCCCAGAAACAAACUGCCACACUCCCAGAUGGAACUGUAGAAGAGGUCAUGAACACAGAUUUGCUCAGGGUGAAAGAAGCUUCAUCAGAAUCUCUGAUCAAACAAAACUAUGACGUAGAUUCAGAAUCUACAGAUGAGCCCACAUCCCCAGAGGUCAUUUCUAAUGUGAAAUCAUGUGUGUUUCCUGUAUCAGCAAAUGAUAACCAACCAUCUGCCUUAAUCCUUAAUUGCAUUGCAGAUGAUGCCACUCCCACUUCUGUCUCAGGCGAGUCUCCUGGCCAGAUGGGUCAUUUAGUGGGUCAUAAAAAUUGUAAAGCUGAAUCCCCUGAAGCUUCUUCUUCAUGUGAAAGAAUGACUGAGCAGAGUUCACCUCAAACUCCUGUAAAAAAGAGCCCAAUUUCGGUUUCAGCAGAGAAACAGUCCAAUCCAACAAUUGUUGUUGAUGAAGAGGAUACUUCAUUAUUAAACAGUGCUGCAGCCACAGCCCCUUCUGAAUAUUUAACAAAUGAAAAGAGCUUUCACAAUUAUUCACUCAUUGACAUUAAUCUGCAUACUGAUUCCUCCUCUGGUAAGGAACUAGGCUCAGAUAAUACAGCUGUGCAGUGCAAGUCCUCUGUUGUAACUCCAAAUGGAACCAGUUCAGGUGAGUCCCCAGUUCCUACAGACAGUAAUGUGGAUGCUGAAACUUUUCAAAAUUCCCCAAGUCAGGAGGUCUUCAGUUUUCACAAUUACUCUAAAGACUCUUUUGGCAGUUCCCCUGGUUCACUGGAAGCUGAUAACCAAUCCGCAGAGGACUUUGAGGAAGAGUGUGAAGAAGAUUUUGAUGAUCUCAAGCUGUCUUCGGACUGGAGCUUAACACUACCUGACUCUCCACCACUUGAACAGUCUGAAGAAGAAAAUGUUGGAAGUGGUGGAGAAGGUAGUGCAGGUGGUGAUGUAAUUUUUGCAAGUGAGAAGAAAGACCUAGAAAGAGUGUCAGAUAGCGAUAUAGAAGUUGAUGAGUGCAUAGCUACUGUCGAUGAGGAGCUGUCCCUUCCAUUGUCACGAGAGGCAGGAGAAGAAUCUGCAUCUCUGACAGAGGCUGAAAAGCUAGCAAUGAAGGGUGUUUCUCCUGCGAUCGAGAAGGGACCUGCAACUUUGAGUAAUGCAGCUGUUCUGGGCAAAAUACUUGAAAAGCAUUCAGAUGCUAUAAUCAGCCAGCAGCUCGAGAAAGAAAGGAUGGUAUCUUCAGCUGCUACGUCAGAUGCUAUCAGGCCUACCAAAACAACACUUAGGAUCCUGCAGACUCCUGAGGGAAAACAGCAGAUGUUCCUCCAGACCACAGAGACUCCAUAUGCUGUGCCAGUCCAGCUGCAAAGCAGUCCUGGGUUCAAGCUUAUUACGAAGUCCUGUGCUUCCAAAGUCAAUGUGUCCUAUAUGAAGCCAGGAAUUGAAAGGCCUAGCAAAGGUACAGCGUUAUCUUUUACUUUAAACGGAGGCAGAAUUGGAAUGUCGGCUCAAGGUUCAAGCACAGAGGGCGAAGGUUAUGCAUCUCUCCUGCAAGCAGUAAGCAGCAGUGGAGGCCGCUACUUCGUCAAUGCCUCCUCCCUGAAAGGGCCUCUUCUCUUAUCAAGUGCUGUGAAGCAGCCACUGUCAGGAGAGCAAACAACAAAUUCGCAACAACCAACAUGUUAUUUAGUUCAAAGACCGCUUCCUGUUGCACCAGUAAGCAGUGAGUCCACCAGUUCGACCAAAACUGUGCUGACCACUUGCCCAGUACUGGCUAUGCCUGUGAACUCUGAAAAAGCAGCUGCUGUGCAAACUGGACGGCAGGCAUACUUGUUAAGAUACUUCUCUCCAGCUAAGUCAGGGAUACUGCUUAAUAGCUCAGAUGGGAACGGCAGCCAUGCGAAUGAAGAACGCAAAAACAGAGUUUUCCUCAAGGUUAUAAGAAGUCCUAAUGGCACAAGGUUCCUCCCCACUGCCUCUCCAUGCACAUCAGCCAAAAAACCUAUUUAUGUGGCUGCAAGUUCUCUCCAAUCACCAUGCUUUCUUAUGUCCUCAAAUAAAGCCUUUACCAGUUUGUCAGCAGGGCUGAAAACCUCCACUACUCCUAAUCUCAUUCCACCAAAGCUCAAAAACAUUUUACCCCAAUCAGGCACUGACAUUAAAUACCAGGACGAGGAUGGUGUUGUGAUCCAGAAGUCUUCGAUGAUCCCCAUGCACGUUCGCCAACGUAGCCAACGGAAAAGAAGGCGAAGGGCUGUGUUUGAGGAACAGUUUGGGAUCUCUUCUAAAACACGGAGAAUCUCAAGCAAGUCACCUCCUGAGAAAGAGGUUUCCCCACUGUGGGAGCCUGCAGCAAAAGAUGUUGAGAGAACACUUAGGCUCUCCCCCUUCAGCCCACUUCAGCAAAUCAAAUGCCCUCGUCAGAACCAGCCGGUGGUGGUGCUGAACCACCCUGAUGCUGAUAUUCCUGAAGUGGCAAACAUCAUGAAAUCAGUCAACAGGUACAACAGUGAAGUUGUGAAGGUCUCAUUGUCCCAGAGUACAGUCAAGGCCCUCUCUGAGUGGAGUCUUAAUGGUUCCGAAGGCACACUCUCAAAGCCAAGUGCAAGAGGUCGGCCAUUAGAACCCAGUGUCCGAGAACGUUUCAUCUUAAAACUAAAACUGAAAAAGAAAAGCAGACGCAAAUACGAGGUGGUGAGGUUGGCCUCCUCCACAGAGCAGAUGCCCAAGUUCAGUUGUUGGUUUUGUGGCCGAGUAUUCAGCAAUCAAGAAGAUUGGAUCGGCCAUGGACAGCGGCAUCUCAUGGAAGCUACAAGAGACUGGAAUAAGCUGUUUUAACUUUGUCACGAGGCCCUUUGUAUGGGUCAGAAUCCGUCCCCUAAUGUAGAAACGAGACUGAUAACUGAUUCUGAUUUCUAUUUCUUUUUAAAAAAAAUAGUACAGUUAGAUACACUUAAGCUGUCAAAAUUAUUUUUUACAUAGAUAUCCCUCCAGAAGUUUUUAAAUGGGUAUAGUGUAAUAGACAGAGUUUGGUACCUGAAACCAAUUUGUAUGUAAAUAGUUUUAACCCGUGUAUAUUUAAAUCUAAACCCUCGCGUAUGUACAGAAUGGAACUGUGAAAACUGGACACACUGUACGUUUAUGGUGCAUGCAAAAAAAGAUCAUCACUGGUAUAAAAAGCAGGUGCUGUCUGUGAUGGACCUCUUUCAAUGCAGUCAGUUAACAAAUUACUCAGGUAAUUUCAUAAUAUUCAAAAGAACAGUCCAGUUUGUUAAGAGAUCUUUUAUAUAUUAGCUCAGCAAUUGUGUUAAAAGAGGCGUUCUUUACAGUUUCAGUUGUUUAGGUUGGCUGCAUUUAUUAUCCAUUGCUAGAGGUCUCUGAGGUUGUUUUCACAUUAAGAUUGUUUUGAUCCCAUCUUAAUUAUAAUAACAGACGACAUAGAUGACAUGCAGGCAUACAUUUAGGUCUUUGUUGUUGUUGAAUCCUAUGCGGUCCACAGACUCACCACAGGCCUUUUCAGGGUUUCUAUUAUAAUAUGUUAGUGAAAAUCGAGUGCAGAAAUACAGUUCAAACAUUUCCUAAAUCUGUAAAGUCUCCCCUUUCAAUUGCAUUUUACACUGAGAUUGACUAUAAUUGAUUUGCAUCUAGGAGUUAUUAGACUAUACAAAAAAGAUUAGAUUUUUAAUUUAUUUAUUUUCUAAUAUUUAUUUCUGUUUUAUCCCAUUUUACUUGGAAAGGUAAUUACCCCAAUACGACACUCUGAUCAACUAUCUGGGGUCUGCAUUUAAAGUAAUUCCACAGUUAUAUAUUUAAGUGCAUUGUUAGUAAUUUCCUGAGUGUCUGUUGGUCAGUGUCACACAAAACAUAGACAAGCUCACAGAAAUCACAUGUAAAAGGCAGACAACAAUGUCUAAAAUCCAUCAGUUAGACACGAUAAGAGGCACAAGACAAGUUUCUCAAUCGCAUUGCAUUAUCCUGAAGAUAUUAAUAGAAAUAUUGAGAUGCAUCUGUGAGUUUGUGGACCCCAGAGGGUUAGAAAGCUACUGAAGUUACAGAUUCAUCUUUUAUCCUUGAAACAAUUUUUUAGGUUUCUAUGGAAGCUAUUAUUUCGAUGUUGUUUAAUUCUGACACUGUAUUUUCAUUCACCUUUUCUGUUAAUUGUGUCGUCUUGGUGCUAUUGCAUGUCUUUAUUUUUUAAUGCAUCAAAAUUGAUCAGUGUAAUUUAGUAGCAAUAAUGUUUUUUUUUUCUUCCAUGGUUUUCUCUGUUUAAAUGAAGUUUGAACCUGCAAAACAUGGCCCACUUCAGUCACGAAAAGAUUUUUUUAAAAAGUGUUGCGAUGUUCAGAUGCAAGCCCCAAAACUUAAAUGGCCAACCAAACACUAACUCCAUUAAGUUCUCAUUUUCCAUGAUCCUCGAGUGCCUCGACUUGCCUGAAAAAUUUUAGGAAGAUGGUUGUUCUUUUUCAUUUCCUUAUGCUUGAAGGGUUCCUAGUGGUGAUUACUUCAUUACAAAAAUGUAUAGAAAAACAGGCUGUGCCCCAAUUGCAUACUAAACACUAAUAAAAAUAUAUAUAUACUAAUUUGACUAGUGCAGGUUGGUAUACAAAUUAUUAAAUGUACUAACAGGAAGUGAUGCUGACAUCACUGCAAGUUCAGUUGCCCCCAUUGCUGCUGAACUUGCAUCAUUAUCCUCAAUUUUUUAUAUAUAUAUAUGGUACAUAGUUCAUACUGAAAAAAAUAGUUAGGUUUAGAAAUUUGUAUGCAAUUGGGAUGCACUCACAGACUUAAGUGUUCAAAAAUGUAACAUUUUUUUUAUCUUUAUUUGGUAAAGGGUUAGACUGUCUGCAGUGCAGUGUAAUGUCAUGUAAAAAUAAGACACAAUUUUAUUCUAGUCUGCAGUUUAGUUAACUUGGAUGGUCUAAAUGUAUUGAUAACAUAGUACCACCACUAGAGUGAACCUAUACUUUAACCUGUUCUUUCUUCAGCCUGUCUUUGUGGUUAAUAACUUAUGCAAAUCUUCCUGCCAGCCAUUCAGAGUAAAAUGGUCAACUUAUGAAUGACAGGUUCUACUUUACCUCACUUGCUGCCAGCAUUCACAAUAUCAUGUGCAUUAAAAGCCAGCAAAUUGAGCAGAUUUACAAAUGCACACAUUUCCUUUGUUGUUAAUGAGGGUAAUAUAUUAAUUUCAUAAGAAAGGUUUUAGUUUUGUGUUAUUUUUUCUACCCCUAAUUUUCAAGUUAAUUUAUGUCAUUCACUGUGGUUUGUGUAUUGCUUGUGCUUUUUCACUGUAACUACUCAAGAUAAACAUUGACACCAGAGGUUGGAAUAUUUGAGUUAGGUGUCUUUUUGUUAGUGUAGCUCAUCAGACAUCACUUCUUCAAAUCUUUCUACUCUUUUCUCUUAAGACAAUCACUAUUACAACUCAAAGCAGUUGAACUGAAUGAAGUCAGUUUACCACAGUUUUGUAUCCAGUUCAUUCCUCCAUUGUUUGUUGUUGUUAUAGAUGUUAAUGCAUCAUUAGAAACCUGCAUCUCUGUAUAAUGUUCUCCACUCACUGACCACUGACCUCUGACCUGUACUCUGCUCAAGUGGCCCUGCCUAACACUACCACUACACUAUGCCAUCAGCAAGCAAAAAGCAUGAUCACCCUCACUCUGUCACAUGCCAACACAACAGCAACCAAAUGAUUUUCUCCUGAGGCAAAAAAAGAAAGAGAUAAAGAAAGAAAAAGUUAAUUGUUUGGAGUUGAAAGCUUAUGUCAUACAGGUUGUUGGGAUUUAUUGGGAUGUGAGAAAUUUUAUUUUUUUAUGAUAAGUGCCUAAAAUGUGAUGCACCAGGUUGACACUAUAUUGUACUGUACUUGCCUCCUUGCAGUUCAUCCUUGAAUAAAUGUAAAUACUUUGAAAGAA